Messenger RNA from Sarcophilus harrisii (Tasmanian devil), 6939 nucleotides. Its product is annotated as zinc finger protein 501. NCBI's taxonomy places the organism in Eukaryota, Metazoa, Chordata, Mammalia, Dasyuromorphia, Dasyuridae. Gene Ontology annotation, biological process: central nervous system development; regulation of transcription by RNA polymerase II. Gene Ontology annotation, cellular component: nucleus. Gene Ontology annotation, molecular function: RNA polymerase II cis-regulatory region sequence-specific DNA binding; DNA-binding transcription factor activity, RNA polymerase II-specific. Bases 341 to 2236 code for a protein of 631 amino acids. The transcript is spliced from 6 exons. The record is from RefSeq and is a predicted model, not a curated record.
GGUUACUUCCGGUCCGGGUGGUACGGCUUCUCCGGUGGGGAGGGGUUUUCAGGUCCGGACCCUACAGGUUUUUCCUUGUAUCCUAUCUGCGGGACCUCGAAGUGGAGGGGGGGCCCAGCCCCGCCACCUUUCGGGCCCGCUCCUCUUCCCCACAGUCUCCUGGCGGAGGUUAGAGGAUUUCAAAUAUUCAAACCUGGUAUGAGCUCUCAGAAAUAGUGAAGAGAACUGUGGGUCCUGAACACAUCUGAACAUCAAGGAAGAUGAAGGAAGAGAGCAUGAGAAAGUAACUGCACAGUGAACUAGAGUUUUUGCUGAAUACCCAGAAAAGAGUUGAGGUCAGAUGAUGGCAUCCAAGUUCAUGCCAGCUGAGCCAAAGGCCCUUGUGACAUUUGUGGAUGUAGCUGUGAAUCUCACCCAGGAGGAGUGGCAUCUUUUGGGCCCUGAUCAGAGGAGUCUGUACAGGGAUGUGAUGCUGGAGAAUUAUGGCAACAUUGUUUCACUGGGAUUUCAAGUGACUAAGCCUGAUAUGAUAUGUCAGCUGGAACGAGGGGAAGAGCCAUGGGUCCUGGAUGCACAAGGAGAUGAAGAGAAAAAGGUCUUAAAAGGUGACUGCUUAGUUUCAGAUUGUGAAACCCAGACCGAGAGUGAGGAGUUGUCUCCAAAGCAAGAAAUUUCUGAUGAGAUGAAGUGCCAGAAUCUGAUAUUGCACAGACUUAGAGGACUUGUGCCUCAGGAACCCAUAUUUGGAGAAGCUGUUGAAAAUGAGGACAAGUUAAAGGAAAUGUGGGAAUCUUCUGCAGGGAGGAACCUGAGGACAUUCCUUUCCCAGAAGAAAGGCUUCAAACCAAUGCCAGUAAUUCAUGAAAAAUCCCUCAUACUGGAAAGAGAUCAGGAAUGUAAUGAAUAUGGGGAAAAUCUCAGUUUGAGUAUGAGCCCUGUAAGAUAUCAAAGGGUUUCUUCACAAGGGAAACCCCAGCAAUUUGAUGAAAUGAACCAGAUAUUUGAACAAAAUUCAGAUCUAAUUACAUAUCAGAAAGAACAAACAGAAGAAAAGCCCUAUAAAGCUAAAGUAUAUUGGAAAGCAUUUACUCAGAAUUCAAACCUCAUUGAACUUCAGAGAAUUCAUACCAGAGAGGAAUCCAAUGAGUGUGAUGCCAGUGAAGAAACUUUCAACCAGACAUCAGUCCUCAUCAAGAAGGAAAAAUUGUUCAAUGGAGAAAAACCCUGUGAAUUUAAUGAAUGUGCAAAUACUUUUAACACACAGAUAUCUCUUAUUCAAAACCAUAAGAUCCCUACUUUAGAGAAACCUUAUCAGUGUACAGAAUGUGGGAAAUCCUUUAGCUUAAAAGGAAAUCUUAUUCGACAUCAGAGACUUCAUACUGGAGAGAGACCAUUUGAGUGUAAUGAAUGUGGAAGUGCCUUCAGUUUGAAGGGAAAUCUUAUUCGACAUCAGAGACUUCACACAGGUGAGAAACCAUUUGAAUGUACUGAAUGUGGGAAAGCCUUUACUCGGAGCACUGCUUUUAUUCUUCAUCAAAGACUUCACACUGGUGAGAAACCCUAUGAGUGUACUGAAUGUGGGAAGGCUUUCAGCCAGGAAGGUAACCUUAUCCAACAUAAGCGAUUUCACACUGGUGAAAAACCCUACCAGUGCAAUGAAUGUGGAAAAGCCUGUAGUGAUCGAACAUCCCUUAUUCAUCAUCAGAGAAUUCACACUGGAGAGAAACCUUAUUUGUGUAAUGAAUGUGGAAAAUGCUUCAGCCAGAGUUCCAUCCUAAUUAAGCAUCAGAAAAUUCACACAGGGGAAAAGCCCUAUGAGUGUAAUGAAUGUGGAAAGGCCUUUAUUCUAAAAUCUUGCCUUUUUAGACAUCAAAGAAUUCAUACUGGAGAGAAACCAUAUCAAUGUAAUGAAUGUGGAAAAGCCUGUAGUGACCGAACAUCACUUAUUCAUCAUCAGAGAAUUCACACUGGAGAAAAACCUUAUGUGUGUAAUGAAUGUGGGAAAGCUUUCAGCCAGAGUUCAAGCCUCAUUACACACCAGAGAAUUCACACUGGAGAAAAACCUUAUGAGUGUAAUCAAUGUGGAAAAACCUUUAGUGCAUCUUCAAACCUUAUUCAACAUCAAAGAAUCCACUCUGGAGAAAAACCUUAUGAAUGCAUAAAAUGUGAGAAAACUUUCAUUUUGAAGUCUUACCUCAUUAGACACCAGAGAAUUCACUCUGGAGAUACCUUGUGAAGGAAAACACCUUUAUAGAGAGGCUUCAGUACACAUUUCUUCCGUUUCUAAGCUUCAAUAAAUUGGCACAUUGGCAACAAACCAUAUAUAUGGUUGUAAAAGAACCACAGAACUUUUAUCAUAAUAAUGAUUGUGAUCAAGUCUCUAUCCAGCACUUCAAUCUUAUUCACCAUUAGAAAAAUUACUCUGAAGAGGAAAAAGUCUAUGAUAUACUUUUAGUAACAGCAUUUGCUUUACAAAUUAAGCUCUUAUAAGGAAGGUCCUUUUGCUUUUCUAAAAUGUUGUCUAUGUGAUUUAAGUAUGCUGCAAUUGAUAGUAAUAUGGUUUCUGCCAUAGGAACUAAACUUAAAGGGUUUACAUCCUGGUAACCUUGGCUCUUCCAAGAGGGUUUUUUUUUUUACCUUCUCAAACACUACAACAUUACAUGUAUGAUUGAUGUUUUCUGCCACUGAAUGAUUGUACCGUGCUGGUAGACAUAAAUUUGAACUACAGGCUUCACAUUUAUGAAAGUUCUUAAGUUUCAAAGGGUAGCCUUCUGGUCCAAUUCUCACAUUCUUUUCAGCAUGAAUUUCAACAUUGUUUUAUAUUUUGAAAAACCUUUAUUAACUAAGGUAAAUUAGGGAAACACUAUAUCUAACUGAACCCAGUAUUUUAAAGAACAUUUGUUAACCCCUUUUCUAGAUUUCAAUUAGAUAGCUUUCUUCCUUAGUUAAUUGUUCUUUGUCUUUUAUCCUUGCAUAUGGCCACAAGGGGAAAGAUGUGACAUUUUUCAAUAACGUCAUGAAGACAACAGUUUAUUCUGCUAAAUUGUUUGUGUGUGUUAUUCUGUUGUAUCAGAUGUUCAUUUAACUAUUUUGGCAAUUUGUAUUUGAAGUUAUUUGCAGUAGUGCCAACACAUGAAAGAAUUACUUAACUUUGUAUCAGAUGACCCUUACAAUUCUUCAACUUUGUGAGCCUCAUUUAUUGUUGUAGGUCAAGAACUUCUUUCAGCUGCCAGAAGACAUUCAGGAAAGAAAUUCAGUGUCUUUCUUCCUCUCUUUAGCUCUAAGAUCUUUUCUUUCAUUCCAUGAGGCAUUUGAAGUACUAUCAAGAGAGGAAAAUGGAGUCCUAUGAUUCAGGUUUGUAAAUAGAAGAUAUUUAAGCAGUUUUCUUUUUUUUUCCUCAGAUUCUCAUUCUCUUGUUCCCACCUGCCAACAAACUAAGUUGUUAGGGAAGCUGAUCAAUUUGUCCAAAAGCCAAUUAGCCUAAUAACUAAUCUGCCUAAAACCAUGUUUUCUUCUAUGUUACCAUAUGUUCCUUCCUAGUCUUACCUCAACCUAUCAGAUCAAUGUACCCAAAGCCAUUUUGCCUAAAACCAGUUAGCCUAAUGCCAGUUUGCUUAAUGACCUAUCCACCUAAACCUAUUAAGCAUAUUUUGGCAUAUUGUGUGUGUAUGUGUGUGUGAAGUGUGGUUUUAGCCUCCAUAAGCAUUUUUUGCUUCCUUUUUGUCUCACUUCAUUUUGAGCACUUUAAAGAUUUGUUAGCAAUGCCAAGGAUACUCCUGACUAAAUCAAAUAUUUAUCAAAUUUACAACUUUUCAAAUAGUACAGAAUGGUCUUUAUUUGACCGCAUAUUUUAAAAUCAGCUGGAAUCAGGAAUUCAGAUUAAGGGAAAAUCUUCGAUCUUUAUUCUUUGUGGAGGUGAAGGGGGAUGAUGAUAGCAAUGUGAACAGCCGCCACACGAACCCGGCCAGCAGCAGGUAUCAUCUUUCAAACUAAGGAUGAAGAGAUAUAAUGGAUAUAUUAAAGAUUUUGAAGAUUAGCUAUACCACUCUUUUAUCUUAGGCAGAAAUCCCUACAAAAAUAUCAAAUGUUCCAUCAACCUUUACUUGAAGAUCUCCAGGGGCCAUAAACCUCUCAAAGGAAAUUUGGAAGUUUUGCCUUAUAUUGAACUGAAAUAUUUGUAACUUUGGGGCCAAGCAAAAUACAUUUUAUCUUUCCUCUAACCACCAAUGUUUCAAAUUCUUGAAGAUAGUCAUUAUAUUCCUUGCCAAGUCUUGUUUUUCAGGCUCACCAUCUCUAGUUAGCUAAAUAGAUAUAGUACCUCCACCAUCCUGGUUGUCUUUCCUCUGUGCUCCAGCUUGCUGAUGCUCUUCCUAAAUAUGGUGCCCAGACUUGAACACAACAGAGUGGCUUUUCUAGGGGUAUAUGUUCUGGGGCACAAACUAAAUCUAGUUUUUCCAGCUAUUAUGUCACACUGUUGACACAUACUGAGCUUGCAAUUUACCAUAAGCUCUUUUUUUCUUUUCCAUGUGAUCUUUGUACUGUGUCUCCCAUAUCUUGUAUUAUGCACUUGAUUUCUUUUCAUCUAUGUAAAGCUUUAGUCAGUUUAAUUCUGUUACAUGUGCUUCAUUUUCCCAAUCUAUAGAAAUUUUUAUGAUAAGGAUUCUGUUACUGGAUGAAUUAUCUUACCGUCACAGCUUUAAAAUACAAAGAUAACUGUGCUAACUCUACAUUCAUUCAAGUAAUUAAAAUAUUAAAUUCAACUUAAUGAAAGAAAGAAUCCUAUUGUAUUCCAUGAGUCACCUCCCUUGAAAGUCAUUAAUAAGGUCUGGAAAGAACUUUAAAGUUCAUCUACCCAAUCCCUGUAUGUUAUAUAGAAAACCCAGAGAGAUUAAUGUAAUUUGUCAAAGUCACAUAGAGGUUGAUGUCACUCUUUGACUUCUGUCAUUCAUCCUCUUCUAAACCCAUCUGAUUUUGUUACUGUUCAGUGUUCUUAUCUUGAUAACAAGACUACUGUGAAAAGCAUUUUUAUAUACCUUAUUGAAUUACAGGUUAUAAGGGUUAUGGCAUUUCUUUGAUUUAUCAAUCUAAUGACCCUAUCAAAAGAAAAAGAAAUUGUUGGCCUGACAUGUUCAGCUCUUUAUAUCCUGAUUUCUAAUUCAUUGCCAACCAUUUUUCCCCUGGCCUUUCAUUCUAAAAUACAUUCUGCAUGAUUGAGAAAAUUGAAGAUGAAUAAUCAUACCCUCUCUUUAUAGUCAUUAUCUUUCCAUUUGUCUCAAAGAGUACUCAUAUCUUUUUCUUCUUGCCUCUAGCAUAAUUUUUUCUUAGUAUUUAUCCCAAGACUUUGUUCUAGGUUCUAAUUAUCCUUGACUAUAGUUUACAUCUUUUUUUGUCAUCUCCAGUCAUCUAUCUUUUCCAUGUUUUAUUCAUGCCUUUUUAAAAUCUAAGUUCAACAACAAGCUUCUUAUCCUUCCACAUAAUUAAAGGGAGAGAAUAGGGCAGACUGGUUUCCCCUAUCUUGUCCAGGCUGAAAAUGCAAUUGCCCCUCAGUAUCCUAUCCCACUAUUGAUUGGAAAAGGAUCCAUUAUGUUUACAACCUAGUUGUUUAGUCAGCCUCCUGGUACAACACUCCAGCAGUUUCACCAUAUUGGAGCCAGACUUAAUGUGCACACCAGAUCAGAUUUAGUCCUACUAAUAGAAAAUGCUUAAGCUUAGUUAGUCCACCAGUCUCAGCCUCCUCGGGAGCAAGGAUUACAGUGCAGUCACCACACUUAAACAAAUGAAUUUCUUAAGAUAUCAAGGAUUUUAUCUUGGGUUCCUGAACGAUAAGCUCCUCAGAAACUAUGCAAUUAAUAUUGCCCAAAGUUCCUUCCUUCACUAAUUUAUAAAGUGAUAUUUAAAGCACAACCAACUUAAGAAGACCUCUUAAUCACAGUCUGGUUUCUACGGUCCAGAAAUUUUAAGUUAUCCAAUUCUUAAAUACCUCCUUCCUUUCUGUCAUUUCUAUUGUACCCAAAUAACUGAUCUGAAAUGCCCAUUCCUUUCCUUUAUUGAUCCCAUCACUAAUGCCAGGUAAGAGUUUAAUCAAAGCUUCUUUAGUGGCCUGGCCUUUUCAACACCUGAUUUAUAUACAUUCUUUCCUCCCCAUUUCCUGCCAUCAUCCUUCAAAACUUUCAUAUUUGUCUCAGUAUCUCAUCUAACAUCCCACAGUCCAUUCAAUAGAUCUUUUCCCUCUUUGUCAUUGUCCCUUAUCAUCCACACAAACUUCAGCUGCUGAUAGGCUUCUAUUACUACUCCAAAUCAUAGAAUGUUAGAGAUGAAAAGAUCUUAGACACAGAUUUAGAAUCAGAGUUCUUAAACUUUUAUAUGAUUUGGUCCCCUUUGUAUGUUGAAGCCUGGAGACCCUUUCUCAGAAUAAUGUUUUUAAAUGAGUAAAAUGAAAUAUAUAGAAUUACAAAGGAAAUCAAUAAUAUUAAAAUACAGUUUUCAACAGUUAUGCAAUUUCAUAGAUGCCCUAAAAAACUAUUCAGUGGGCUCUUUCUAGGUCUCUGGAUCUCAGGUUAAGAUCUCCUCUUUAGAAAAUCCAGUCAACUUUGCAAGAAAGAAAACAGUCCCAAGAAAUGGUGUAAUUUGCCCCAAAGUUACACUAAUCAGUGGCAAAGAGUAAGAAUCUUUUAGGGCAGUGACUGUUUUAUCCUUGUAUCCCUAGCAUUUGUCAUAAGGACUUUGCACAUAAGAAGUGAAUUUAAGUUGACCCCUAGUCUUCAUAUGCUCUAGUUUACUGAACUUUCUUCUAAAUCACAGCUGCCUUUAUUUUGAACUAGUGAGAAGUCUCUAAUUUCAAGCACCGAUUAUAUGCCAGGUACUGUACUAAACACUGGGAAAACAAAAGAUGAUUUAAAAAAAAAAAAAAAAAAACAGAUUGCCCUUAAGAAGUCCCAC